CUGCCGCAGCAGCCAAAGAAACACCCAUUUUCCCAGUGAGAAGCAGGGUUUGCAGAUUAUCUGUGGCAUCUGGAAGACACUUCCUUUACUGUCACCAACACAUGAGGAAGAUGGACAGAAACAUGGUGAGGGGACCUCUGUAUAAGCAUUUCGACUUGGAAAGAAAAAGUGCCAGGCAAGCUGAAGCCAGACUCAGCCUUAGACUGCAAAAGCUGGAGGUCAUCUGCCUCUAUCACAUGAAAUCGCUCGCCAGGGAGAAGAGGCAGCUUCAGAAAGAACUGCAGCGCCUGCAGCAAGUGGAUAUCAUCAAUAAAAGGUUGUCUUCUUACGUGGGGCAUGAAAUUCAGAAGAGAUCAAAAGAUGUUGUCACCUUCUCGCUACAAACAGGACAGAGGCACACAGUCUCAGAGCCUAAAAUUAGGAUACUGAAAACCAGUAUUACCCAAGAAGUUAAAACUAAGAUUCAGGUGCCCUCUUUACAUGACCCUGCCCUCAAAGAUGCCCUGAGAAGCCAAGAGCGUCUUCCAUCUCAAGGUGAGAGAACCACCUACCGCAAGGAAGGGAACUCACAAGCCCAGGAGGGAGAGCCGGCAAAUACACCGAAGUACACGGACCCCAACAAGGAUGUCUCUGUCUCAUGUCACAACCGACAGGUAUCCAUCAACAAGACAAAAGACAGCCGCGUGUCCAGCCCAGAUGGUGAGAGAAGACCAGCAUCUACUAAUGAGACUAGAUCCAAAACCGCCAAUCAAAAGCGCCAUGGCGAUGCUGAUGUACAAAAUCCCCACAGCUCCAUAGACUAUACAGGAAGCUUCAAAGAUGAAUGCACAAAGCCAACCUUCCUAGAGCUGUUCACAAAGGCCAAAAAUGCCCACUAUCUCCGCCACAGGGUGCCCCCUGAGUCUGAGAGAUUACUUAGCAUCGGGGAGAUAUUUGGACACAGAGAAUACUCACUACCCAGAGCAGGGGGAAAACUGUGA
Molecule: messenger RNA, 980 nt
Organism: Grammomys surdaster
Lineage: Eukaryota; Metazoa; Chordata; Mammalia; Rodentia; Muridae
Gene: Ccdc190
Product: coiled-coil domain containing 190
Exons: 4
Coding region: 102-980 (292 amino acids)
Source: RefSeq, a predicted model, not a curated record